Molecule: messenger RNA, 1887 nt
Organism: Coniophora puteana RWD-64-598 SS2
Lineage: Eukaryota; Fungi; Basidiomycota; Agaricomycetes; Boletales; Coniophoraceae
Product: MFS general substrate transporter
Exons: 13
Coding region: 65-1606 (513 amino acids)
Biological process (GO): transmembrane transport
Cellular component (GO): membrane
Molecular function (GO): transmembrane transporter activity
Source: RefSeq, a predicted model, not a curated record
CCACUGUCAAACUCCUCAUCUGUAACUUUACCUCGUUGACUGGACAACACGGCCAAGGAACGACAUGCCAGGCAACGAAAGCGCAGCGAGCAUCGAGGAAGCUCGCGUGGAGAUCGACGAGCGCACCGCGCUUCUUCCGAACCGUUGUGAUGAUCCGGACCGCGACGGUAGUGGUGGUGGUAGUGGUAGUGGUCGCUUGAAGACGCAGAACCCAGAGGCCGCCGAGGAGGAGAAUGCGCUCGUCCGGAAGCUGGAUGGGCGCAUUGUGCCGCUGGCGUGUCUGUUGUACCUGUGCGCCUACCUCGACCGCUCGAACCUCGGCAACGCGCGUUUGCAGGGGCUCCCCGAAGACGUGCUCGGGGGCGACCCGACCGGCGAGCUAUUCGACUGGGUGUACGCUUCCUUCUUCAUCACCUACAUCGCACUGCAGGUGCCGUGCACGGUGUUCUCGAAGUACUACGACCCGCGCCUGUGGAUCUCGCUCUCAGCUAUCUUGUGGGGGACGUGUUCGACACUGAUGUCCACAGCCCAGAGCUUUUCCGGCCUUCUCGUCGCCCGCCUCGCUCUGGGCGUCUUCGAAGCGGCGUUUGGGCCCGCUGUCGUUCUCUACGUCUCAUUCUGGUACACCAAAGCCGAAUACGCAACGCGCGUCGCGUACUGGUUUGGUUUCGCCGCCGUCGCCGGCGCGUUCAGCGGGCUCAUCGCGUACGGGAUCGAGCACCUUCCCAAUGCGCCCGUGUCGAAUUGGCGGAUUUUGUUUUUCAUCGAGGGCAUCCCGACGGUCGUCCUUGGCUUCGCGUGCUUCUGGCUUCUGCCGGGGCGGCCGGACGAGCCUGCGGGGCGGUUUCUGACGCACGGCGAGCGCAAGCUGGCGAUGGAGAGGAUGGACCGCGGGACGAGUGGGGAUCGCGGCAAGACCGUCAACCGCAAACACGUCGUGGCCGCGUUCACCGACUGGCGCGUGUACACCGCGGGCGUCAUCUACUUUGGGCUGAACGCGGCGCUCGCGAGCACGUCGGCGUUUUUGCCGACGAUUAUCGAGACCAUGGGUCAUCAGGAAGCUCAGGCGCAGCUGAUGACCGUUCCGCCGUACGCCUGUGCUGGUGCAGUGCUCAUCCUCGGCUCUGCCGCCUCGGAUCGGUGGCAGACGCGCGGGGCGCUCGUGACGGGGGCGUGUGUGCUUGGUGGGGUUGGGUACAUAUUACUCCUGAACUCGCUAAACAACACCGUGCGCUACCUCGCGACGUUCUGCAUCACGAGCGGGACGUACACGAGCAUCGGGCUCGUCAUCGCGUGGUUCACGCACAACCUCGGCUCCGAAUCUAAACGCGCUGCUGGAGUGCCACUCUUCGGAGCUAUCGGCCAGUGUGGUGCGGUGCUCGGCUCGCAUCUCUAUCCUCUCACUGAAGGGCCUUACUAUGUCCGAGGGUUCACCACCACGGGUGCACUGCUCUUCGUUGCCGCCGCGUGCGCCUUCAUCCUGAGCACCUCCUUCCGCACUGAAAACAAAAGACGCAACGAAAUGUAUGGAAUCCCCGACCCAGAUGCCCGUGUUGAUACCUCCGAACUGGCUGACAAGGCUCCUGAGUUCCGCUACAUACCAUGAACGGCCAUGACGAGUUUCACGACGGCGACCACGAAUGACAAUAACGAAUUCACGACGGCGAUCACUGAGCGCGCUGCGCACCCUCUUUUUCUUUCUCCACUCUGGCUGUAGUCACUCGACACACUGGCCCCACAAAAAUACCGCUCUGCUUGCACGGCGGUUAUCCGCCGUGCGUUCAUCGGCCGUCCCUCAAAAGGACUUGAUACUCAAAAUGGGCCUCUGGAUCUUCUCCGGAUGUGUUUCGUAGACACGUAUACCGUACCUGCCCUGCAUGUCAAUAC